Scleropages formosus (Asian bonytongue) is the source of this 5769-nucleotide messenger RNA. Its product is annotated as protein FAM126B. The transcript has 15 exons. Gene Ontology annotation, biological process: phosphatidylinositol phosphate biosynthetic process; protein localization to plasma membrane. Gene Ontology annotation, cellular component: plasma membrane. Lineage: Eukaryota; Metazoa; Chordata; Actinopteri; Osteoglossiformes; Osteoglossidae. The coding region runs from base 517 to 2292 and encodes 591 amino acids. The record is from RefSeq and is a predicted model, not a curated record.
UACGAUGGUGGAACGGCGGGUGGGCAGGAAGAAGGCGAUGUCCCUGUAUUGGAGAGGCAGGAGUCGCUCAGUCCGAACCCGAGGGGCACUGAGGUGGAGGAGGCGCCCGUGGAAGGAGGCACCCACGAGUGGUUUCGUCACAUGGUGGGGGGACUGAGAUGUGAUGCGUGAUCUCCGACGUGCGGGACUCGACCCCGCGCGCCCACCGGUGUGCUCGGACCUCUCUGGCAGUCUGGUCAUCCAAAAUCACGGGGCUCGCUGACUGCCAGCCUCCCAGGAGGAGAAGGGGCAGCAGGAGACUGAAAGGCUCCUUCUAUCCUCGAAGAGGCCUGAGAGGACGCGCUGUCUGCGAGAGACGUGGUCCAUGCCGCCGGCGCGCUGCCCCGACAGUCCGAGUUUGUAUUGUGACUGGCAGAGACCCACAGAUGUGUGACCUCUCAGAGACCACGUGCCUCCACUUUGCGGAGAUCUGAAUUCCUGGAGAGCAGGGGAGGUGAGGCGUGGGGCCUGGAGAAGAUGCUGGGUCCAGAGAAAGGAGUAGUGGAGGAAUGGCUCUCAGAAUUCAAGACGUUACCCGAAACCCAGAUCCCCAGCUAUGCGGGCAGCCUCUCCCUGAAGAAGUCCCUGGUGCCUGCGCUCUACCGAGUCAUCCAGGACCCCAACAGUGAGCUCCUGGAGCCCGUGUGCCACCAGCUGUUUGAGCUGUACCGUAGCUCCGAGGAACGCCUGCGUCGCUUCACCUUGCAGUUCCUGCCCGAGCUGCUCUGGGUGUACCUGCGCGCCACUGCCAGCAGAGAUCGCCAAAGCAACGGCUGCAUCGAGGCACUCCUUUUGGGCAUAUAUAACCUGGAGAUUGUGGACAAGGAAGGAAAUGGCAAACUGCUGUCUUUCACCAUCCCUUCGCUCUCCAAACCCUCCAUAUACCAUGAACCUUCAAGCCUGGGGUCCAUAGCACUGACAGAGGGAGCCCUCAGCCAUCACGACCUCAUCAGGGUGGUGUACAGCGGCCUGCACCCCCAGCGCGAGACCUUCACAGCACAAAAUAGGUUUGAGGUGCUUGCAUUCCUGAUGCUGUGCUACAACUCUGCUGUGGUUUAUAUGCCGUCUUCUUCCUACCAGUCAGUGUGCAGGAUAAGCUCACGGUUAUGCGUGUGCGGGUUUCCACGGCAACAGCAGAAGCUGUGGAGGGAGCCGUGCAACCGCGUGGUGCUGGACCCCGAAUUCAUGGUGCAGAUGCUGACUGCUGUUUAUCACGCCAUAUACAAUGGCGAGUGGGACCUGGGGAGGGAGGCGCUUGACGACAUCCUGUACCGAGCUCAGCUGGAGCUCUACACACAGCCCCUCCUGGUGGCAAACGCUAUGAAGAACUCAUUGCCGGCGACUGCCCCAGAUGGCUCCCGCGGGCGCAAGAUCCUGCAGGUGGAGGUGACGCCCACCGUGAGCCGCAUCUCCCGCACGGCCGUCACAGCAGCUUCCAUCCGUCGCCACCGCUGGAAACGAGAGGAUUGUUUUGACUUCUCAAACGAGGCAGAGUUCAGCAUGACCAUCACCCCCAGCCGCCACACCCCCUGGGAGCCGUCGGCCAAUCCGGAGCAAGGAGGGAGGGGGCAGUGCGGCGUGCCCCCGGUCACGCCUGAGGCAGAUGCAGACGGUGUUAGUGGUGGCGAGGAAUCCUUCAACCUCAACGACCCAGAUGAGGGUUUCUCCUCGGGGGCGUCCAACAGCAGCCAGCCCAGUGGAACCAAGCUCAGCACUGGGGUCGGGUCCACUGGCCCUAGGAGCAGCAGCCUGAAGAAAGGCGUGGCGGGCUGGCUAUCCCGGGAUCGAGAAAGAGAGUCAGAGCGGGAGAUACCCCCAGGGAGACACCGGGACCAUUUGGCAGACCCCCAGGUCGUGCUCCGGAGGCACCAGCAGCGGCAGCCGUCCCCACCCCCUGCCAUUGCCCUGGACGCCAUCGAGCUGAGCCCCGUCCGCAAGCACCUCAGCUUCCCGGCCUCCCAGGCACUAGUGCGGACUGCCAGCGCCUCCUCCAGCCGCUCCUUCGACUGCACAGACGUGAACUUGAACGGAGGCCGCCGGGCAGUGGGGAGCCUGAGCGGUGCGCUCGGGUCACAGGAUGGGGCCUUGGGGGGUCUCACCGUUGGCGGGAGUCACCGCUUCUCCACUGUCAGCCUGCAGGAGGAGCGCCUGGCCCGACCCGAGGAGGCCCAGGACCUUCUGUCUCCCGGGGUGCCGCUCACCAAGCAGUCUCGCUCGCCCAGCUUCAACAUGCAAAUAAUAUCGCAGGUGUAGCGGGGCCACGGGGGGCACGCUCCUCUUUCCCCCCGACCCCCCACCUCCUCUGGCUCCUCCUACUGCUCCGGAGACGAAGGGGGCAAAGCUCACUGCGAUUCCUCACAGAUGCAGGAGGAGCAACUCAUAGCUCAACACGUCCGCCUUCCCUGGACAAGGGGUGGGGGGUGGGGGUGCCGACGUGCAAACAAAUCUAUACAUACAAGGCACUGUGCUGGAUGCAAGCGACCCAACACCUACCUGCCGUGAGCCGCUCCUCCCAGAAUCCUCUCUGUAUGACCAAACAAAGCAUUCCGUGCUCUUUUAUUUUGUGGAGGGGGCAGAACAAGGUGGGGUAUAAACCCAGUGAUAGAAAAUCAAAUGAAACCAAUUUGUUCAACGGAACCCGUGAGGUAUAAUUGUUAUUAAUCGUGAAAAACAAAUUUCUGUGGAUUUGAUGUCAUUUUAUCGCGACAUUAAUACGGUCUAUAUUUUGUACCCAAUCAGCAAUAAUCCUUCCAUCAUUCAUUUGGAAAAGAGAAAAAAAAUCACUGUAGUUUUUCAUACCUUCCUGUUUCUCCUUGGGUGACGUGCAAUUGACAGUCUUGUUUUUUUUUGUUUGUUUUCAGUCCAGAGUGGUGCGUAUAGGUACCUUCCACCAUCCGCUUCACAGGCACCAGUCAUGUUCAAGACCUGAUCGUCCCAAAGACUCUGCUCUUCUCUGAAUGUUGCGGGUCUUGUCGUGUUGCUGUAAAUGAAAAUUGGACCAAGGGAGAUAUGCUGGCUUCUAGUUUCUCAGUGCAAACUUGAUUUAUUUUUUUCAUAAUGUCUGAAAUUUUGUGCGUACUUGUUUUACGCUGUUUGAGAUUUAUUUUAUCGCCAAACUAUUACAACUGUGAGUUGGAGAGGAAGGCGAUGCUCGUCUAAGGAAGGGACUGGAGUCUCGCUUGGUCCAAGCUCUCAGAGCAGUUGAGGAUUGUCGGUUCACCGUGUGUGCGGGAGAGCUGGAGAUGUAUGGGUCGGGGUGGGGGGGAUCCAGGCAACGGGAACUAAAGUGAGAAAUGGAAAACUCCUGGAGAUCCUGUUGAGGAAGGGGCUGUCGCCAGGCAGAUUCACAGUGUCCUCUGUGGGAUAUGGUGUGUGUGUGUGUGUGUGUGUGUGUAUGUAUAUAUGUGUGUACUUACUGAGGAAUUACUGUGUUGUGAGAUUCCUGAGAUUCAGAACUGGCAGAUGUGGGGACAUAAGAGUGUGUGACCCAGAGAUGAAUGCAUCAGGACCCUGGAUAUGUGUAACUGUGCUGAUACACAAUCUAACAGCAGGGUUGUUGGGUCACUGGGUAUGAGACGCUGGAAGGAGGCAUCGGCCGUCACCCUACACUAUUGCUCUCUACACUGUUAUCCACCAGUGUUAGUUCUACCUCAUCUCAAAGUCAACUUACAGACGAGGCACCAUGAGAAAAUGCUGCUCAUAUUUAAGCUCAUUACUUUUCUCGCUGCUGUUGGGUUAACGGUUGUAUCUGAAGGCUGUGGUACCAUGGUGUUGAUGUCUGAAAGGCAGCGCGGCAUUGCGUUACUUCACAGUGUACUGUAUCUGCAUUCGGAUCCUGUGGAAAGUGUACCUGAGCAUCAGCAGCAUGGAGUCCAGCCUGGUUGUGGAUCAUGAUGCUUUCCCCAUGUUGACUGUCAUCAUGGCAGCAGGAAUUCCUUUUGAUCCUAUUUCCCAGUUUGUUUGACUUUGCUGGAACACCAGAACACACAUGGAGGGAUAGAAUCUUGACUUACAUUAAAUGACUGAAACUGGAGAUGCUGCAGGCCAGACUGCUACUGAGAGGGGGAGGGGUUAAAGUUUCUUGGUUGUAAUUCACUCUGCUCUCUCCUAGAUGGCAAGCAGUUAUUUAUGGCAUUUAUAAAGCUAAUCACUGCUGUUUCUCUCUACAUGGUCCUGCUGAGUGUAGGGGGCAGGACAAUGUCCUUGACUGAGCAACCAUUUUAUUGCACAGUGCCCUCUCCCCUGUUUCCGUUGGAGACUCCCUGCAGGGAGCCUGUGUUUUCUUCUGGGCAGGAACUGUUUCCACACACCAAAUGGUGCUGAAUGACGUUACACCCCCAUCGCAUGCUGGUUGGCAUGCAGGGAAGCUCAAGCAGUCAACAGCAGUGUCCUCACUGUCCCCUCACCCCUUAGAAGCUCCUCUACUUUUCUUUUCUUGUAUUUUUUAGGAAGGAUAUAAGUGUGUGUGUGAAAGAGAGAGAGACUGGAUGAAUAUAAAAAAAUGCAGUAAAAACUAAUGUUUUCUGUGUAUCAGAGAAAAUCGAUUGCUUAUUUAAUAUAAUACCGUGGAACCUCAGAUCAAUAGUGUUGUUUGUGCUGUAAGACCCCCUGGUGGUAACCGUGGGUUUUACUACCACCUUGAAACGGCAUUGGUCAGGAAGCUGCAUUCUACGGGCUAUGGAUCAUGUUCCCCUUUCUGGUGAAGGAGUAAUGCCCAGGUGGUGGUUAGUUCAGCACACACAGCAGUGGAGACUCACCAAAACUGAAGGUGUCCUUCAUGGUGAGGCCUGGUGUCCUCGCUUCUGGCAAACGCCUCAUGAUGUUUAUAGCAAAACACGUCUGUGUCAAACCUUCUCCCUCUCCACAGCCAUGUUUGUCUCGGUUUUCUUUUUUGUUGUGAGCAGAAUGCGGCCAAGAAGGGAGGUCAGCCCUCCCAGGAUGCACUUUGAUGAGAUGUUUAGUAAUUCAGGGUUCAGUUCCCAUGUCCUUAUACUGAAGGUCCAAGCACUGACCAUCACCAAUGCUCAGCACCAAACCAUUAAGUCCGCAUUUUAUUUUAUUUUUAACCAAAAAGUCGGGUUUGCUGCAUUGGACGAUCUCAGGAGUUGGGUGGGAAUUUUGUGUGUGUGUGGUCACAGCCGGUUCUCAGAAAACGUCCUCUUUCUAGUUGUGUUCAGACAACAGAACCAGUUAAUUCUAUGCAACAUUUAUUUUAUUUAGUUGGAUGACUUUACAAACCAUCUGGAUUCCUGAGCUGAAGCGCACGCACACACAUGCAUAUACACAGCUAUGUACAGCGGAGACUCCCCAUGUGCUUUAUCACAAGCACCACUGGCGGUCUGCAAAUGAGUUGAGGGACUGCAGUUAUGGCAAAGCACCACUGACAGGGUCUGGGACUAGGCUCAGGAUGGAUUCGCUCAUCGUCCCACCCUGGUAGAAGGGACAGCUCUACCGCUCCUGUGUGUGCGGCGCGUCACUGCAAAAGAGGCCGAGUUCUCAUUAUCCCAGCAAUGGUGCCCUACGCGAAAGACUGAAACCUGACUGUGGCUCCAGAGGGUCACUGAGCUCAUGCAUGUAAAGCCAUUUUCUUCGUAGUUGUUAAACUCCAUAAUGGUUUGAAGCCGUUGGAACAUGAAUUGAAUAGAAUUAAUGCAUACAAUCUUAAGAUUAUAGUAAAAUUAAAAUGUGAAACAUUGUACCAUUGAUGUUAUAAAUGGUAAAAAAAGAAUU